Molecule: messenger RNA, 1330 nt
Organism: Boleophthalmus pectinirostris (great blue-spotted mudskipper)
Lineage: Eukaryota; Metazoa; Chordata; Actinopteri; Gobiiformes; Gobiidae
Gene: sdhb
Product: succinate dehydrogenase complex, subunit B, iron sulfur (Ip)
Exons: 8
Coding region: 88-939 (283 amino acids)
Biological process (GO): aerobic respiration; respiratory electron transport chain; tricarboxylic acid cycle
Cellular component (GO): mitochondrial membrane
Molecular function (GO): 2 iron, 2 sulfur cluster binding; electron transfer activity
Source: RefSeq, a predicted model, not a curated record
GAAAAACAAGCGAACCCACGUACAUAUGACGCAGAGCCGAAGCGGUGAAUUCUGGGAGCUAACGCUGGAGGUCAGAGUAGAUCCAAAAUGUCGGCGGCAGGUCUCUCGUCCUUGAGCCGCUGUGGUGUUUUAGCUUUCCGUUCCCACCCGGCCCUUAUGGCUGUCCGGUGGGCUCAGACAGCAGCCGCUCCUGCACCUCAGCCAAGACUAAAGAAGUUUCAGAUUUACAGAUGGGACCCAGACACUCCAGGAGACAAACCCCGCAUGCAGACCUACGAGAUUGACCUCAACACAUGUGGCCCAAUGGUUCUUGAUGCCCUUAUCAAAAUAAAAAAUGAGAUGGACCCAACACUUACUUUCCGACGCUCCUGCAGAGAAGGUAUUUGUGGAUCUUGUGCAAUGAACAUCAAUGGUGGAAACACACUUGCUUGUCUUAAUAAAAUUGAUACAAAUUUAAGCAAGCCUUCAAAGAUUUACCCCCUGCCACACAUGUAUGUGGUCAAAGAUCUUGUUCCUGAUAUGAGUAACUUCUACGCUCAGUACAAGUCCAUUGAACCAUAUCUAAAGAAGAAGGAUGAGACCAAAGAAGGGAAAGAUCAGUACUAUCAGUCUGUUGAAGACCGACAGAAGCUGGAUGGCCUGUAUGAAUGCAUCCUGUGUGCCUGCUGUAGUACAAGUUGCCCUAGUUAUUGGUGGAACGGUGACAAAUACCUGGGCCCAGCGGUGCUCAUGCAGGCAUAUCGUUGGAUGAUCGACUCAAGAGAUGAGUUUACAGAGGAACGUCUUUCCAAACUGCAGGAUCCUUUCUCCCUCUACCGCUGUCACACAAUCAUGAACUGCACCAAGACCUGCCCCAAGGGCUUGAAUCCCGGCAAAGCAAUUGCAGAGAUAAAGAAAAUGAUGGCUACAUACAAAGACAAGAAAGCAGUUGCAGCUUGAACGCUCAGAUGCCUUCUUCAUUGUUUCCCUCCAUAAUUGAAUUACAUUUUGAUUCAAAUUCUUGUUGAGGUCUAUUGCACCAUUUCAGCACACUCUGUAACAGAUGUCUGUGAGAUGUUGGUGAAAUAAAUGCGCACAUGUACAGCCUGAAUGAGAGCAAGUGUGUAAGUCUUACCUGUAACAUAACUUUAUAUUAAUUUAUCUCUAAACCAUUUGCUUUUCUGACCUCAUACUACAUAUUGAGGUGUACAAGAUGUUUCUGCAGGGAAGUGUUUCCUAUUUGAAUAGUGGUGGUAGCCAUUAUCUGGCCUCUAGUUCAUAUCCCCAGAGAUGCCACAUUGUAAGAGCAUUUUAUGUAUUGAUGAAAUAUAAAUAUUUAAAUGCAAUCUAA